This is a messenger RNA of Scatophagus argus, 2732 nucleotides long. It is a transcript of the gene cyld2, whose product is annotated as cylindromatosis (turban tumor syndrome), b. Gene Ontology annotation, biological process: protein K63-linked deubiquitination. Gene Ontology annotation, molecular function: cysteine-type deubiquitinase activity; K63-linked deubiquitinase activity. The record is from RefSeq and is a predicted model, not a curated record. Lineage: Eukaryota; Metazoa; Chordata; Actinopteri; Scatophagidae. The transcript has 14 exons. The coding region runs from base 223 to 2334 and encodes 703 amino acids. Gene Ontology annotation, cellular component: cytosol.
CACAUGCAGGUCGGUAUUUAAACGCCUGCAGGUUAGCUCACCUCGUCCGAGACAAGUGAAGAGGAAGAGGAGGUUUAACGCUGCGAGUGAUUAAUUCAUGUGGCGAUAAUGGAGUAAAACCGUCGCAGCGCGAUCGUCGUCCACAGAUUAAAAACAGUUGGCUGCUUAAAUAAGGACAAUACCUGCUCAGAUACUGCUUUAACACACCGUGUGGGGGGUUCAAUGGAGUCCAAAACUGUAGUAAAGGAGAAGUUUUUCAUCGUGAUACGCGGCAAGUCGAGGAAAGGCUUCUGCCGCGGGUGUAUCGGCCGUGUGGAGGCGGAGACGCAGCGCGGGGAGCUGAUGGGGCUGCUGUACUGCGGGGGCAGCAACGCAGGGACCCCCAAGAGCGGAGGCAUCGUGAGGCGGGAGGACACGUACCCUCUGACCCGCCAUCAGGCCCAGCUGCUGCUCUUCGUCUCCUCCCCAAGCAAACGUCUGGAGCUGCUGUGCAACCCCCAGCUGUUCUCAGCCAUCUGUGAGCUGUCUCAGGAUGACCUGGUGGUGGUGAAGCACAAGAAGGGACACCUGCCCGGCCUGGUGAAGAACCUCAUGCAGAUCGGGAGGAAGGAGAACAAAGAUGACCUGCAUAUGCUUGGCUUCGAAGUGGAAUUUAUGGACAAUGAUCACAAUUUGUCAUCCAAGAAACCUGCUGCUCUGCCCCUGUUCAGUGCCACAGACAUCGUCCAGGUGGUACCGUCUUAUGCCGCUCCCCUCGGACUGCAGUGGAAAGACGGCCAAUAUGGGAGUCUAAACCGAAAAGCGGUGACGCGCAUAAACUCCAUGCCAAAUAUAGGAUCUUCGGCACGGACUGUCCCCCAGAGCCACAGAUCAAGUACAUGUCAUGUGCCUUUGGAUGUGGGAUCCAUUGUGGAGGUGGUGUCCAACUCAGGGGUUACGGUGUACGGAGUGGUUCGGUGGUUGGGCGUCCUUGCCGGAAAGACUGACGAAUGGGCUGGGAUUGAAUUGGACUAUGAGGUGAACGGCUGCUCUGAUGGCAAGUAUGGAAGCCAGAGGUAUUUCACCUGCAAAGGGAACAGGGCGUUGUUUGUUCCCAUGACAAAGUGCAGCCCUGAUAGCAGGUUUGGCGGCUCUUCCACUGGAAGGGACACCCCCAAGCCCACCGAACUGCCUCCAGUUCCUCCGUAUGAGGACUCGGAGGAGGAUGCGCCACCUGUCCCCGAAUCAGAGGCCUUGUCUUUGUUAGUAGGAAAGAUGAAAGGGAUUCAGGGUCACAUCAACUCUUGUUACCUCGAUGCCACACUCUUCAGUUUGUUCAGCUCCUCCGUCACCCUGGAUGAUAUCUGCCAGAAGCCUGCUGAGACGGAGCAACCAAUAACCUGCUCUCUUAGAAAAAUCGUCAGCCGUUUACGCAGACAAGGGUUUGUGCCUGCUGAGAGUGUGAUGAAUUUCCGUAAACAGCUUGGCUGCGACACGUUCCGUACUGAGGAAAAAGACCCAGAGGAGUUCAUCACACUCCUUUUUCAGAAGGUGCUUUGCGUGGAUCCACUGCUCAAGCUCAGGUCAAGAGAGGAAACAUCUCAAGGUGCCUACACCUUCCAGAUCUUUCUGGAAAAAGAACAGAUGGGACAGAUUCCCACUGUCCAACAGCUGCUGGACACAUCCUGUCUGUCAGGUGACCUCAAGUUCGAAGAGAUGCCGUCCUGUCUAAUGGUUCAGAUGCCAAGGUUUGGAAACAAGUAUAAGAUGUUUUCUCAUAUCAUUCCUUCCACUGAGCUGGACAUCACAGAUCUCCUAUACAACUCUCCAAGGGAAUGCUUUGUCUGCGGGCAUUUGGCACAACAUGAGUGUCUACAGUGUCUAACAGACCGCAAACUACAGCCGGGGAGGAUCAAACAGUACUGCAGCACAUGCAACACACAGGUGCACACCCAUCCUUCGCGGCAGGAUCACUCCCCCAAAACUCUAGCAGUACCAGAAAAUGUAGCCUCUGGUACUCCUUUGCCCAGACGCACGAUGCAGCUGUUUGCUGUGCUCUGCAUUCAAACCAGCCACUAUGUGUGCUUUGUCAAAUAUGGGCCUAAUCCUCAGUCCUGGCUCUUCUUCGACAGCAUGGCAGACAGAUGCGGUGACGAUCAGAACGGCUACAACAUUCCCGAGAUCCGAGCUUGUCCGGAGCUGGGUGACUUCCUGUCCCAGCCGGAGGAGGAGCUAGCUCGGGCUAACCCCUCUCAAACUCCUGAACUAGUGCACAGACUGCUGUGUGACUCCUACAUGUGUUUGUACCAGAUGCCGCCUGAGACACUUUCAAAGCCAAAUCAUCAGGAGUCGUAAAUGCAUGCGAGGACGAGGACACAAUGUUUUCAUAAUAGUGCCUUAUUAACCUUGUGUUGCUGCUUAACCAGCAAGAUUUUGUGCUUGUUAUAUCCAAACAGCAGGAACGGAAAUGGGUGCUUUUAACCUCAUUGGGGGUGAACAAUAUUGUAGUUCAGAAAUUUGACUUUGGAUGAUCUCAGUCAGAGCUGACGUUGAUACGUAAGGAGAGAAUGAGCAGUAAAAAAUCAGUGCUCUGAACUCCUCUUCAUUGCCUCUUUUCUCUUGAAUGUCUUUAUAUUGUUACACUGUAGUUAUUUAUGCCAACAUUUUUAGAGGAAAUUGUAACGUUCCAAUGUUUUUCAUGACUUUAAUUUACCAUGUAAUGGACAAUAAACACAGAAGGACAAACUUGGUGA